UUGUGCACACUACAAAUUCAUCCAAACCCACCAAACACUAUUCCCAAAACCUUUCUCUCUCUUUCUCCAAUGGCUUCCAUUCCAACUUUCUCUUCUUCAUCUCUCCUACUCAAACCCAACACCAACACCAACACACUCUUUCCCCAUUCAAACCUCAGCAACAACUACCAAUCAUGCACUCUCUCUUUCACUUCUCUCUUUCCAACAAGACCCAUUUCCUCAACUCGUUCAAUUUCCAUCGCCAACUGCCGCGCUUCCUCCGCAACGGUGCCGUUUAGUCCCCCCACUGACCCGAACCCACAAUCUGGUGAACCACAGAAAACCCCAAAUCCAAAGUGGUCGGCAAGGGCUAUAAAAGCAUAUGCAAUGGCAGAAGUGGAAACAAUGAAGCUUAAGUUUCCUAAACUCGGGACUGAGCUUCUUCUCAUGGGGAUUUUGAUUGAAGGAACAAGUAGAGCUGCAAAAUUCUUAAGAGCUAAUGGAAUUACUUAUUUGAAAGUGCGCGAACAAACACUAGAGAUACUUGGGAGAUCUGACUAUUACUUCAUAGCCCCCAUAGAUCCUUGUUUGACUGAGCCACUUCAGAAAGCCCUCGAUUGGGCAAUUAACGAGAAAUUAAAGUCAGGUGAAGAAGGAGAAACAAAUGUGACUCAUUUACUUUGUGGAAUUUGGUCACAAGAAGAAUCGGCAGGUCGAAAGGUCUUGUCUGCUUUGGGUUUCAACGAUGAAAAGGCCGAAGAAAUUGCUAAAACAGCAGCUAGGGGAGAUAUUGAUUGGAAUAUCAAGAAUAGGAGUUUUCUGGGCAUAAAGGGUUGAUUGAUUGAUCCCUAUUGAACCCUGGUGUUACAAGUUUCUCUAGAGAAAAUUGACCAUACAUUCCAUCAAGUUUAACAACCAGUGGCUACAUUAAUGUCCUUUAGAUUUUCAUGUCAAAUACUGUUGUACAAUGAUUAGAGAUUAUAAAUUUCUCAUUCUUUUUAUACAAAUAUAUUUUGAAUGUUAGUUUUAA
This is a messenger RNA of Vicia villosa (hairy vetch), 1009 nucleotides long. Its product is annotated as ATP-dependent Clp protease ATP-binding subunit CLPT1, chloroplastic-like. Lineage: Eukaryota; Viridiplantae; Streptophyta; Magnoliopsida; Fabales; Fabaceae. The transcript is spliced from 6 exons. The coding region runs from base 70 to 816 and encodes 248 amino acids. The record is from RefSeq and is a predicted model, not a curated record.